UCUCUCUCUCAUCACAGUUUUCCCCACCUGACAUUUCUCAGCUGGGAUUAAAGGGCUUUGAUUGUCAGCUGAGAUUAUCAUUCCCUCCUUUCUGUCUAUUUAUUAUUCUUAGAAACUCUCCAUUGAAUUUUUUUUUCGAAAAAGAAAUUCCACUCUCGAAAUCUACUUCAAAUCUGGCUGGAAUUAGUUCAUCUGAAGAAGCUCUCUCAGCUUGUGGUGAUGGCUGCACCGCCCAAUAACAAGUUACAAAAUAUGUUGCAGGCGGCGGUGAAAUCCGUUCAAUGGACUUACAGUCUCUACUGGCAAAUAUGUCCUCAAGAAGGGAAAUUAGUGUGGACUGAAGGGUACUACAAUGGAGCAAUCAAAACUAGGAAAACAGUGCAACCAAUGGAGGUUACUGCUGAGGAGGCAUCCUUACAAAGAAGUCAACAACUAAGAGAACUCUACGACUCAUUAUCCGCCGGAGAGACCAACCCACCAGCGCGUCGUCCUUCCGCGUCCUUGUCACCUGAGGACUUGGCGGAGUCGGAGUGGUUUUACUUGAUGUGUGUAUCAUUCUCAUUUCCUCCAGGGGUAGGGUUACCAGGGAAGGCGUAUGCAAGGAGGCAGCACGUAUGGCUUACUGGUGCAAACGAAGUCGACAGUAAAACAUUUUCAAGAGCUAUUCUUGCUAAGCAGAGCGCUCGAAUACAGACUGUUGUAUGCAUUCCUCUUCUUGAUGGUAUUGUAGAGCUCGGCUCCACAGAUAAGGUUCAAGAAGACCUUGCCUUUGUGCAACAUAUCAAAACAUUCUUCAAUGACCAAAACACCCACCACCGCCCCCUUCCUCCCCCACCCAAACCAGCCCUUUCCGGACACUCCACCUCCAAUAAUCCUCCUUCUUAUUCAUCCGACCACCUUCACAGCUUCCACUCUUCGCCACUCCCCGCCUUGUACGCCACCACCGAUCCUCCAGUAAUGGCCAAUCAAGUGGAGGAUGAAGAGGAAGAUGAUGAUGAAGAUGAGGAAGAGGAGGAGGAGGAGGAAUUGGAUUCUGAAAUCCAAACGGAACGUAAUACCAUCGCGGUGCCAGCUCAGAACGUUGAAGCGAUAGCUGAGCCAAGUGAGCUGAUGCAGCUGGAAAUGUCGGAGGAUAUACGGCUUGGCUCGCCUGAUGAUGGUUCCAAUAAUCUGGACUCGGGUUUCAACAUGCUGGGAGGAAAUACUAAUGCGGUGGAUCAACAAGGGCGAGCUGAAUCGUUUAGGGAUGAGUUGACUCGGAGGUGGCAGGUCGUGCAGGACCCUUUGAGCGGUAGCCUUCAACCGCCGCCAAAUUCAGGUACAAACUCUGGUCCCACUUCACUGGAAGAUCAAGUGACCCAAGAAGACACCCACUACUCCCAAACGGUCUCCACCAUCAUCCAAAGCCAACAAAAACGAUGGGCCGAGUCAUACUCUACGGCCUACUUAACUUACUCCACCCAAUCAGCUUUUGCCAAGUGGACAACCCGCUCUGACCACCACCACAUCCUCCACGUCCCCGUGGAGGGCACCUCCCAGUGGCUCCUCAAGUACAUCCUCUUUACCGUCCCUUAUCUUCACACCAAAUACCGCGAAGAGAACUCUCCCAAAUCACGCGAAGGAGACACGCGCUUCCGUAAAGGAACACCGCAGGAGGAGGUCAGCGCCAACCACGUCCUGGCAGAGCGCCGCCGCCGCGAAAAGCUCAAUGAGAGGUUCAUCAUAUUAAGGUCACUGGUCCCAUUCGUGACCAAAAUGGACAAGGCCUCCAUUUUAGGAGACACAAUCGAGUAUGUGAAGCAAUUGCGGAACAAGAUUCAAGAUCUCGAGGCAAGUAACCGUCAGAUGGAGACUGAUCAACGUUCAAGAUCGGGGGAGCCGCAGAGGAGUAGUAGUUUGAAUUUGAAAGAACAGAGAAGCGGAGUGACGGUUGUGGACCGGGCCAGGGUGGGCCUUGGGCCUGGGUCGGAGAAGAAAAAAUUGAGAAUUGUGGAGGGGAGUGGAUCGCCUGCAGUAAUUGAGGCGGGGACAUCGGUGGAGGUUUCGAUUAUAGAGAGCGACGCGUUGUUGGAGCUGCAAUGUGCGCAUAGGGAAGGAUUGUUGCUUGAUAUAAUGCAAUUGUUGAGGGAGCUCCGGAUUGAGACCACAGCAGUACAGUCUUCUUCCAACAAUGGUGUUUUUGUGGCCGAAUUGAGGGCCAGGGUGAAGGAGAGUAUUGUAAACGGGAAGAAGAUUAGCAUUACAGAGGUUAAGAGGGCAAUUAAUCAAAUCAUACCACAGCCAUGACGACUUAUAAGGCAUUUGUAGAGUAGAAGUAAGAACUGUGUACAGAUGUAUUGGUAAUAAUCCUUCAAUUGUAACUGAUACUGUGUGUUUUUUUAAAAAAAAAAAAAACAGGGGUUUGGGGAGGGGGUAGGAUUCGAACCCACAACCUAAUGAGUGGAUGAUUCCUUACAUGUAAUGUGAUUGUCGUUCAACUAAUGGUGAUCCCUUAUAUGUAUGUUGUUAAGUAACAUACAAUUAGUUAAUUCAUUA
Tripterygium wilfordii is the source of this 2535-nucleotide messenger RNA. RefSeq names its product transcription factor BHLH42-like. NCBI's taxonomy places the organism in Eukaryota, Viridiplantae, Streptophyta, Magnoliopsida, Celastrales, Celastraceae. The record is from RefSeq and is a predicted model, not a curated record. The transcript is spliced from 8 exons. Bases 220 to 2286 code for a protein of 688 amino acids. Gene Ontology annotation, molecular function: protein dimerization activity.